AUGGCGUCGCCAUCGAGAACUAGAAACGACUCGAACCCGCUACUGUUGUCAUCCUCGCCAAUGUCACAGCCGCAAAUCUACUCGUCCUCACUGCCACGCGACGAAGUCACCGCCCGCUUGGCCGCCCCCAUCCCCGCCGAGACGCCGCCCAUCACCCGCAGCGGCUCGCCUAAACCCGGCGCUUUCGACAGCGAGGGUGGCAUCCCCGCUGGCUCCUAUGGCCAAGGGCCCGGUACCUCAGCUCUCGCGGCCGCCCUCGCAGACUCCCUAGGCCAGACGCCGCCGCGACACGGCACGCCGCCCGUCCGUGUCGCCUCCCCGCCGCCGCCAGCCCGUCCGCUCUCUCCCUCCAACUUCCCGCUGCAGGCUGCCACACCGACAAACUACGGCUCCUUCGACUCGAGACGGAUGUACAUGGGCGGUGGCGCCGGCGGCCCAGGCAGCACAGGCCCCUACGAAGACCCCGAGAUCGUCAAGCGUCACCUCGUGCAGCCUAGCGAGGCCGAGGCGGGCGGCGCCUCCGAGGAGUCAUCCCUCCAAGGCACCGUCAAGGGCAAGCAGCCCGAGCAGGUCGGCGGCGCUGGCCUCAACGACGAUGACUUCUCCAGCCUGCGCCUCCAGGGUGGCGACGUGACUCGCGGCAUCUACAAGUGGACUGAGCAGGCCGAAGCUAAGAGCCGACUGCAUCGCAGCCAGAGCUUCGACCACUCCCGCCCCGAGCCUGAGAACGAGGUCGAGGAUAUCAACACCAUCAAGGUCCCUGGCGGCUUCCGCAGAGACCACCUGCGUCGCAACGCCAAGAGCCCCUCUGGCAACGCCUCCGAGGUCGAGCACGGCGUCCCCUCGCCUGGCGGGGCUGGAAACGAGCGCCUCUUUACGUCGAGCUUUCUCGAGUUCUUGAGCAUCUAUGGCCACUUUGCGGGUGAGGAGCUGGAGGAAGAUGACGAAGCGCUCGGCCCCAACGAGUACUUUGGCGAUGACCACGAAGACAACGCUGACGACCACGAACCCAUGGAGGAUAGCGCCCUCUUACCCCCUCACAAGCGCAAACGCAAGAGAAAGGUGCGCGGCGGCAGCGGCCAGAACAGCCCUAUGAACGCGGCGCUGCUACUGCUCAAGUCUUUCGUCGGCACGGGCGUCUUGUUCCUGCCCAGGGCCUACCUCAGCGGAGGAAUGCUGUUUAGUAACCUCGUCCUCCUUGGUGUAGCGCUCCUGAGCUACUACUGCUUCGUGCUCCUCGUCUCGACGCGCCUAAAGAUUGAGGGCUCCUUUGGCGACAUGGGCGGUAUGCUCUACGGCAAGUGGAUGCGCAGUAUUAUCCUCUUCUCCAUCGUCCUCAGCCAGGUUGGCUUCGUCGCCGCCUACAUCGUAUUCACCUCGGAGAACCUGCAGGCAUUCAUCAAGGCCGUCUCCGAUUGCAAGACGUCCAUCAGUAUCCCGUACCUCAUCCUCAUGCAAAUGGUCAUCUUCCUGCCGUUCUCCCUGCUGCGAGACAUUGGCAAGCUCGGCUUCACCGCGCUCAUCGCCGACGCUUUCAUCCUGAUCGGCCUCGGCUACCUCUUCUACUACGACGUGCUGACGCUCGCCACCGACGGCCUCGCCGAUAUCAUCAUGUUCAACAAGCGCGACUGGACGCUCUUCAUUGGCACCGCCAUCUUCACGUUUGAGGGCAUUGGCCUCAUCAUUCCCAUCCAGGAGUCCAUGAAGCACCCCGAGAAGUUUCCGCGCGUUCUCUUCCUCGUCAUGAUCAUCAUCACCGUGCUCUUCACCACCAUGGGCGCCUUCUCGUACGCCGCCUACGGCUCCAAGACAGAGACGGUCGUCUUGCUCAACCUGCCCCAGGACAACAAGCUCGUCAACACAGUGCAGCUGCUCUACUCGGUCGCCAUCCUGCUCUCUACGCCCCUGCAAAUCUUCCCGGCCAUUCGUAUCGUCGAGACGGAGCUCUUCACCCGCAGCGGCAAGUACAACCCCUACAUCAAGUGGCAGAAGAACGUCUUCCGCUUCUUCGUCGUCAUGCUCUGCGCUGGCAUCGCCUGGGGUGGCGCCGACAACCUCGACAAGUUUGUCGCGCUGGUGGGCAACUUUGCCUGCAUCCCGCUCGUUUUCAUUUACCCGCCGCUCCUUCACUACAAGGCCGUUGCGAGAAGUCGCACGUGGAAGUACUCAGACAUUGUCCUUUGCAUCUUUGGCUUCUUCGCCAUGACCUACACCACCUCGUUGACCGUCAUGAGCUGGGCCAACUCGAAGCCCAAGGCGCCCGGUUACUGCGAGCGACGAGGCCUCGGACUCGACACCUGGUAA
Messenger RNA from Cordyceps fumosorosea ARSEF 2679, 2304 nucleotides. RefSeq names its product Amino acid transporter, transmembrane. Bases 1 to 2304 code for a protein of 767 amino acids. Gene Ontology annotation, biological process: amino acid transmembrane transport. Gene Ontology annotation, molecular function: amino acid transmembrane transporter activity. The transcript is spliced from 2 exons. Lineage: Eukaryota; Fungi; Ascomycota; Sordariomycetes; Hypocreales; Cordycipitaceae. The record is from RefSeq and is a predicted model, not a curated record.